CGAUAAUUUAGUCGUUUUUGAUGCUUUGUAUCAAUAUGAAGAUUAUAUUAAAUAUUAUUACUAAUUUAUUGCUUUCUAUCAUUUUGGUACAAGCUGAUAUCAAAAGAGAUUGUCGAAAAAAAACUGGUGUCUCAUGGGGUUCAUUAAUGAAGCUCAAAGCAGCGGAUUAUAAUCAAGAUGAUCAACAAUUAAAGUGUUACUUAUUGUGUUUCAUGCAAAAAAAUGGAAUAUUUGAUAAAGACGACAUUAAUGUUGAAAAAGCUUUACGGCAUUUACCGAGAGGAGUUCAAGGGCCGUCGAAAAAAACAUUAGAAUAUUGCAAAAAAAUCCCUAGUAACGAUACAUGUGAUAAAGCGUUUCAACUUGCUAAAUGUUACUUCAAAGCUCAACCAGAGGUGUUGAAAACUGUAUCAUUUGUUUGAGAAUAUGUAAAGAGAAAACAUAAUAAAAUAACAUUUAAAUUGGUUUCUGCGCGAAAAGUUUUAUGAACCAGAC
Molecule: messenger RNA, 495 nt
Organism: Cotesia glomerata
Lineage: Eukaryota; Metazoa; Arthropoda; Insecta; Hymenoptera; Braconidae
Gene: Obp9
Product: general odorant-binding protein 56d-like
Exons: 6
Coding region: 21-422 (133 amino acids)
Biological process (GO): sensory perception of smell; olfactory behavior
Cellular component (GO): extracellular region
Molecular function (GO): odorant binding; dibutyl phthalate binding
Source: RefSeq, a predicted model, not a curated record